AUGAGUUUCCCGCCUGUCGCAGAUCCUUCCUGUUUCGUACCGAGUGAGCUCCCUGAAAUUAGGACUCAAACACUACGUGAGACGAUUGAAGAGGCACGGCUGUUAUGCAUUAAUGAUGAUAUUGAAAGGUCCCGAGAGUUACUCGACAGAUCUUCCUCAUUAGAGCAUUUUGACAUGAACGAUUUGGGGUUGGUAAUGAUGGAGGCCAUCACAAAAGGCAAUGAAGCCACCAAGCACAUGUCCAAGAAAGCGCUUGAAUUCUUCAUUAAAAGAGGAUGGGAUAUCAAUGAGUUAAUGGGCAAAACUCAACCCCCUGCUCUAGGGCUUGCCAUACACGAUGAAGAUAUGACCACUUGGUUUCUAGAUCAUGGAGCCGAUCCCAAUAAGCGAGCUUUUACUGAUAUUACUCCACUCUCGUUGGCAGUUGAACGUGCUUCCAUUUCAACUAUCCGUCUAAUGCUCGAUCGGAUCUUAGAUUUACUCAUUGAAAAAGGCGCACCUCUGAAUACUCCCAUCCAUGAAGAUUGGCGUACAUUCGCAGUGUUCUGCUUUAUGCCUUUAGGGACUGCUCUGCAUAGGGCAGCUGAACUGGGUAAAGUUGAUGUGGUUCGCUAUCUGCUGAGCAAAGGGGCUGACCAGGGUGUCAAAGAUACCGGAGGUCUUACAGCUCUGGAUUUGGCCCGAAAGCAGAACCAGUUGGAAGUCGUUGAGGUGUUGGGGAAAGGAGAGUAA
Molecule: messenger RNA, 732 nt
Organism: Aspergillus sclerotioniger CBS 115572
Lineage: Eukaryota; Fungi; Ascomycota; Eurotiomycetes; Eurotiales; Aspergillaceae
Product: ankyrin repeat domain-containing protein
Exons: 4
Coding region: 1-732 (243 amino acids)
Cellular component (GO): nucleus; cytoplasm
Molecular function (GO): protein binding
Source: RefSeq, a predicted model, not a curated record